AUGGCUACUUUUCUUACUUCAUCUUCUCCUAUGGCCGCCCUUCCUUGCAUUUCCAAGGUUAGAAGCACCAAUUGCCACUUCAAUACCCUACGCACCAUUAAUGGUGGUCCUAUGAUUGGAGGGCUAAUAGUUUUGCCCAAAAUCCAAAUCACAAAGGGAGCUAAACCAUCAUCUCCUCUCCCUAGUUGCUUCAAGACUACAAUCUCAUGCUCCAUCGCUCAACCGGAAACACUUCAAGGUGUCCAAGGCAUCAUAUCAAAGCAGCUGUCUAUUGAUGAAAGCACUGUGACCCCACAAACCAAGUUUGCCGAUUUGGGUGCUGAUUCACUUGACAUAGUGGAAAUUAUGAUGGCUUUGGAAGAGAAAUUUGAAGUGUCAAUUGGAGAAGGGGGUGCUGAGAAUAUCUCAACAGUUCAAGAUGCAGCUGACCUGGUUGAGAAAGUGAAGGCAACCUCAUCAGCUUAG
Molecule: messenger RNA, 465 nt
Organism: Corylus avellana
Lineage: Eukaryota; Viridiplantae; Streptophyta; Magnoliopsida; Fagales; Betulaceae
Product: acyl carrier protein 1, chloroplastic-like
Biological process (GO): fatty acid biosynthetic process
Molecular function (GO): acyl carrier activity
Source: RefSeq, a predicted model, not a curated record